AACUGCCCCCUAGGUUCUAUUACCUCGACAUUCUGAGGUGAUGGAACCUAUAUCAGUACCUCAUGCUAGUACAUCGGCUUAAUCCGAGAUCAUCAUCGUAGGCCGAUAUGUCUUUUUAAAGAUCAAGAAUUCCAAGAGCUCCUUCACGCGUAUAAGCUGUCAUACAUAACAGCUCAACCGUUUAGCCACAUGUUUUCUCUUUACUAGAUCGUACUCCGGACGCGCUUAUAAGUCGUUUCGCGUCUACAUGCGCCGUCUGACGCAUUCGCUGUUCCAGGCGCAUUAAAUGCCUUCUUUUGUUGCCAUUUCAAGUUUUUGACAAAACUUCUUUCCCCCUUUCGUUUUUUUUUCAAUUUACAUUGCUUUUAUUCAGAACUCUUUCUCUCUCUAGCUUCCUCUAAUCCUCUAUUUUUGCAAGCUCUAAAGCUCUGCAACUUGCUCCAUCCAUUUCUUUCGUCAAAGUUCUUGCCAAUCUGUUCCACUGCCGUCGUUCUUCUGACUUUGGCGAUCUCAAGCAUCGGCUUCUUUUCUCUAGUAAGUCACCACUCCUCCUGUUUUUUAGUUCUUGUUGUGUUCCAUGAAAUUCUGUUUCAUCAUUUAGUCGCCAUUGCUGUUUUACUCGAAUAUUUGAUUUGCGAAUCAUGUAUCUAAACAUGUUUAUUUCAUAAUUUUGCUCUUUGUCCAUGUCUUGAACACUCGCAUUGUUCACAUGCCUAUUGCUUUCUGCCACUGUUCUUGGCCUAAUACAUUUGUGCAAUAUUUUUGUCUUGAUUUCUUGAUGUCUUCAUCACCAUUCUUGUUUCUGAAACGGAUCCCUGUUUUUCUAUUUUCCAGAUUCAUUCCUUCAGUCUUCAUCUCCAUAGCUUUAGGUUUGGGACUUGUUUGUGGAACCCACAAUCUUUAGGAAAAACUGAAACGAAUUCCUUCUAGAUCUAUACAAACCCUUAUCAUAGCAUAUUUGUAGAUUUUUAGCCGAGGUCCUUUAAACCCUCAAAAAAUACUUCUUCUUGAAAUCCAAUAUCUCCAUUUUAAGCCGACGUCAUGGGUAUGUGGGAACAUAGGAUAAACACCCCGGAAAAAUUAGAGUACUUUAGGCAGGAGUUCGAAAUCCCGGCUGACGUUCAUCUGAGGUUGGCUGGGGAGGAUGACUCUAUCAUGCCUGAUGAAAACCUCAUGCCUUUCUCAGUGGUUGCGUUUAUUGAGUGUGGACUUAGGUUUCCACUUGAUCCUUUUUUUCCGUCAAAUCCUUUAUUUCUAUAAGUUGAACCCAAUGUAACUUGCCAUCAACUCUUACCGAGUUAUUAACGGUACCAUAGCUUUAGCCAAACAAGAAAGUGUUAGGAUGACUCUUGUCGAUUUCCAGUACUAUUAUAUCAUGUGUCGCCUAAAAUCGGAAAAAUGUCACAUUUAUUACCUUAAGUCGAGGUCCACUGAAUACAAAAUCAUUGCCGACCUCCCUGACUCCAACAAGGGAGCGGGGGAUGAUUACUUCAUCGUCUCGGGAAACUGUGAGUUUCAGCCAAACGAUGACCUUCAUCUUUAUCCCCUUGGUCGAACAAUUUUCGGGGAAGAAGCUGGUAAGGGCCACCCUUCACAAAUUUUCUUGCUUUCUUGUAUAAAGUGUUCAACAUUUUUUUCUAAUGUGUAUGCUUUUUUCUUCUUUGCAGUUCUUCCUCAGCCACCAAAGGGCUUCCGUCAGUUUAUUUUCCCCAGCAAAGAUUUAAAGAAACUAUUGAAUUUACCAGUUCACAAGCGGAAAACCCCUCUGCUUCUCAACUUUAUCCCCACUUACAAGUCAGCUCUCUCCGACAUCCCAAAAAAGAAGAAGAAAAGUCUUUCUCCACCAUCUGCCACAACUCCACAAGUUGCGUCCACAUCUCGGACAGACCAAAGAUUAACUUCUGAUCCAGCUGAGCAACCUUCAACCUCGGUCCAUACCUGAUUUCGAUAUCCCAGCGCCGUCACCAACAUCGAACAAUUUUUCUUGCCGAGAUGGGCCGUCAAAGAGCCGUUGCAAAAGAUCUCCUGGCCAAUAUCCCCUCUGAUGUCGACGCUCAGCCAACACAAACCCAGCCUCUACCAAAACAGAAAAGAAUCAAAAGCUUGUCGAUUUCUAAAUUGCAUGAAAGCGACAAGUCCCAAUCCGCUGCUGAGAAGAGGCGUUCUGAGGCCCAGCCAUCCGAAUCCCCAAAAUCAAAGAAACCGAGGUCAUCCUCUGCAACGACCUCGGGGUCUAAAAAACAUGAUGCCCCCUGGGCCCCCAAAAUUACCUUGGAAGAUAACCCAGUCAUGGCCAAUGAUAGCGCUGAGGACAUCAACGUCGGCGUAGCCCUCAGUACUGCUCUGCUUCUCCUUGGCGAUCUUGACCGAAACGCCGAGUUGAGCGAGUAUGAAAAUUACGCUCUGAUGCUUCAGUGUUCUGUUCAACCAUCCAGCACGCCCAUUCUUUCUCAGUUCAAUCUUUUGAGAACCGGGAGAGGUUUGCCGAGAUGAAGAGGGAGGUCUCCAGUUUUCAAAAAGCCAACAAAAGUUUACAAUAAAAAAUGAAGAAGCUGGAAGACCAAGC
This is a messenger RNA of Camellia sinensis, 2566 nucleotides long. Lineage: Eukaryota; Viridiplantae; Streptophyta; Magnoliopsida; Ericales; Theaceae. The record is from RefSeq and is a predicted model, not a curated record.